Molecule: messenger RNA, 1413 nt
Organism: Melanotaenia boesemani (Boeseman's rainbowfish)
Lineage: Eukaryota; Metazoa; Chordata; Actinopteri; Atheriniformes; Melanotaeniidae
Gene: rbmx2
Product: RNA binding motif protein X-linked 2
Exons: 6
Coding region: 85-1044 (319 amino acids)
Biological process (GO): mRNA splicing, via spliceosome
Cellular component (GO): catalytic step 2 spliceosome; precatalytic spliceosome; U2 snRNP
Molecular function (GO): RNA binding
Source: RefSeq, a predicted model, not a curated record
CCUAGACCUAACCCGGAAGUCUUUGAUUUCAACAAGGGAAACCAUUUCCACCAAACCACUGGAUUAUUUUAAAAGCCGGACACCAUGAAUCCGCUGACGAAGGUGAAGUUGAUUAACGAGCUGAAUGAGCGUGAGGCUGACCUUGGUGUCAGUGAAUCUGUUUCCUGGCACACUGAGUACAAUGACAGCGCCUGGGUUUUUGUUGGAGGGUUUCCUUAUGAGCUGACCGAAGGUGACCUGAUCUGUGUCUUCUCUCAGUAUGGAGAGGUUGUCAACAUCAACCUGGUACGCGAUAAGAAGACGGGGAAGUCUAAAGGUUUCUGCUUCAUCUGCUACGAGGACCAGAGGAGCACUAUCCUGGCUGUGGACAACUUCAACGGCAUCAAGAUUAAAGGUCGAACCAUUCGGGUUGAUCACGUUAAAAACUACCGUCCUCCCAAAGACAAUGAAGAUAUUGAUGAUGUAACCAAAAGUCUGAGGGAGCAGGGAUGUGCACCCAAAGACCCUGAUGCCCCACCCUCCUCUUCCUCAGAGGAAGACGAGCAGUACGCCGUACCUGUGAAGAAGCCCAAGAAAGACAAGAAAGAGAAGAAGAAAAAGAAGAAAGAGAAAAAGGAGAAGAAUAAGAAGAGGAGCCGGGCAUCGUCAUCUUCCUCUCCUCAUCCUCCUCCUCCUCCUCUUCCUCCUCCUGCAGCCAUCAGAGUCAAAGAGGAGAAGGAGGACGCCGCCUAUGACAAAUACAACCAGAACGGACAAAGAGCGAGGGAGACGGAGAGACACCGGGAGGACGAGGACAGGCGGAGAUGGACAGACAGGGAGAGGGACGAAGACAAGAGAAGAAACCGUGAGAUGGACAGCUAUAGAAGAAGAGAAACGGACCGAAGAGACGACAGAAGGUGGGACGUGGACAGAGAUGACAGAAGAAGAGACGCAGAGAGGGACAGAGAUAGAAAAGAGACAGACAAAGACAACAGAAGAAGAGAGACAGAAAGAGACAGAGACAAUGAGAGAAGAAGAGAUGGAGACAGAGACAACCGGAGAUGAGAGACAGACAGAGACAAUGGCAGAAGAUAGAGAUUCAGAUGAGUCCGUUAUGGAUUUGAGGGUUUUUGGACAGAAAACAGUUAAACAACAUAAAAUCUUUAGAUCUUUACAAGAAAGUAUUAAUAAAUAAUCAGAUUCCUGCCGUAUGAGCGUGUUCGCUGCUUGUCCUCUACAGACUGUCCACCCUAAAAACACUGGAUGUGAGCCGCCCCCUGCUGGCUGCUGCUGGUAUUACACCUACACAUUAUUAUCUGUUGACAUCUCUUUCUCACAUGUUGGACUUCCUCCCAAGUCAAAGUGGAACACACACACACAUCCUGCACAUUUUGUGUUGUUUAAAUUCGUUUUUAAUAAAAUAUUCUCUUCUGA